Westerdykella ornata is the source of this 3246-nucleotide messenger RNA. RefSeq names its product DNA ligase 1. Gene Ontology annotation, molecular function: DNA ligase (ATP) activity; ATP binding; DNA binding. Bases 44 to 2932 code for a protein of 962 amino acids. Gene Ontology annotation, biological process: Okazaki fragment processing involved in mitotic DNA replication; DNA repair; DNA biosynthetic process. NCBI's taxonomy places the organism in Eukaryota, Fungi, Ascomycota, Dothideomycetes, Pleosporales, Sporormiaceae. The record is from RefSeq and is a predicted model, not a curated record. The transcript has 4 exons. Gene Ontology annotation, cellular component: nucleus; mitochondrion.
AAUUCCACAAUUCAACCUUGGCGAUAACUCCGAAAGCAAGAGCAUGCAUGCUCGCUUCCCGAGUGCUGCUGCUGCCUGCUACUCUCGAGUGAUUGAUACGUCUCCAAGGCAGUAUUUAGCCCUUCCAAUUCUCUCUCACGCCUUGCACCGCUUCGCUUCCCAUACUCCUCUCGCGGCUGCGCUUCGAGACGCUCAAAUAUUCCCAUUAGCUUCACCGACGCUGCAGAGAGGUCACUACUCCAACGUUGCAAAUAUGCCGCCGAAGCAAGCCACACUCGGCAAGUUCUUUGGCAAGCCCAAUGGUGCCGCAGCGAAGCCUCAGCAAUCGAAGCUUUCAUUCUCGACGAAGUCGAAGCAGCCCAAGAGUGAGGAACUGGACGGAAAUGAUGGGGAGGAGCUUACGUCUUCGGCGACGGUUCCGGAACCUCUGAAGGUCGAAGAGAAGGGUAAGGAAGGUGACGCAGCAGCUACUCUUGUAAAGGACGAUUCGGAUGCUAUGGAUGUGGAUAGUGAGCUGCCGUCUUCAUCUGAGGCAGGAAGGAAGAGACCUGUGAAGGAGGAAGAGGAGGAGGAUUCGGAAGAUGAGCCACCGAUGAAAAGGCAGAGGAGGAGACCUGCGAAGAAGGAGACCAUGACGCAGAAGAAGAGUCCUCCGAAGGUUAAGAAGGUGGAGAAGGACGGCCCGAAGGCGAAGAAGGUCACUGCCAGGACGAAGUCGGAUGAGGAUAAGGAAGGGGAAGACGAGGAGUCCGCAGUAACGAAGAUAGCGAGAGGGAAGGAGAAAGAGGUUGCGAAGUCGCCCACUCCCGGUUCCAGCCCUGGGGAGGAGGAAGAAUUCCUCGUCUCGGACGAGGAGGACGAGCCUCCAGAAGUCCAGAAGAAGGUUCUCGAGAAGGUACAGUCGACGUUGACGUCCAAGACGAAGGAUCCGUAUCCGGACUGGAAAGCAGGCGAGCCUGUGCCGUACGCAGCCCUCUGCACGACGUUUUCGAAAAUCGAGAUGACGACGAAGCGGCUGGAGAUUCUUGCACACUGUUCGCUCUUUCUGCGGCAAGUGCUCCGGUUAACACCUGCAGAUCUGUUGCCUACAGUAAUGCUCAUGAUCAACAAGCUCGCGGCCGAUUAUGCAGGGAUUGAACUUGGUAUCGGCGAGUCUCUGAUCAUGAAGGCUAUUUCCGAGAGUACAGGAAGGAAUCUGAAACAGAUCAAGGCGGACCACAACGAUACUGGCGACCUAGGCCUUGUGGCGGCAAAGAGUCGAUCGAAGCAGCCGACGAUGUUCAAGCCUAAGCCUCUGACUGUUCGAGGAGUACACCAAGGGUUGAUGACCAUUGCGCUCAUAACCGGACAAAAUGCUCAAACCCGCAAGGUCGAUGGCAUCAAGAAACUUCUCUCUGCGGCGGAUGCAGCCAGUGCUGGGAAGGCCAUUGAUAUCGAAAAGGAUAAGGGUGGGCCUAGUGAGUCGAAGUAUAUAGUUCGCACUCUGGAGGGCAAGCUUCGAUUGGGACUGGCGGAGAAGACCGUGCUGGUUGCGCUGUCUCAAGCGAUGAUUUUCCAUGAGAUGAACCAGAAGGGGAAGACGCCUUCGUCGGCAGAUCUCCUCAAGGCUGAGUCCACGCUGAAGUCUGUCUACAGCGAACUCCCCAGUUACGAAGUCAUCAUCCCCAAGAUGCUCGAGGUUGGCAUCAUGAAGCUACCUGAAAAGUGCAAAUUGCAACCCGGGGUGCCCCUCAAGCCUAUGCUUGCCAAACCUACAAAGUCUAUCACCGAAGUUCUGGACCGCUUCGAGGGCAAGGACUUUACCUGCGAAUACAAAUACGAUGGCGAGCGUGCUCAGAUCCAUUUCGUCGCACACGAUGCUGCUGUGGGCCUGGCUACCGAAGCGCCGAAUGCAGGUAAGAGCGAAAAGGGCGUUGCCAACAUCUUUUCGCGCAACUCGGAAGAUUUGUCGAAGAAAUACCCUGAUAUUCUUGCCAACUUGCCUAAGUGGAUCAAGAACGACACAAAAAGCUUCGUCCUGGAUUGCGAGACUGUGGCCUGGGAUAUGGUAGAAAAGAAGGUGUUAGCUUUCCAGCAGCUCAUGACGCGCAAGAGAAAGGAUGUCAAGGUCGAAGACAUCAAGAUCAAAGUUUGCGUCUUCGCAUUCGACAUCUUAUUUCUCAAUGGCGAGCCGCUGGUCAACAAAUCCCUCCGCGAGCGACGCGCUCUCCUACACUCUGCCUUCGAUCCUGUAGAAGGAGAAUUCGCUUUCGCUACCUACGGCAACACCUCCGACCUCGAAGAAAUCCAGAAUCUGCUCGAGGAAUCCGUGAAAGCCUCCUGCGAAGGGCUCAUGGUGAAGAUGCUCGACGGCCCCGAAUCCUCCUAUGAACCGUCGAAGCGCAGCCAGAAUUGGCUCAAGAUUAAGAAAGAUUACCUCAGUGGUGUAGGGGACAGCCUUGACUUGGUGGUCCUUGGGGCGUACUUUGGCAAGGGGAAGAGGACGAGCUGGUACGGCGCGUUCUUGCUCGCGUGUUACAACCCGAGCACCCAGGAGUUUGAGACGGUGUGUAACAUCGGCACGGGGUUCUCGGAAGCCCUGCUCGAGACCUUGCACGAGCAGCUCAGCGCGAUCCAGAUCGAUAAACCGAAGCCGUUCUACAAGCAUAGCACGGGGAACAAAGAUCAGCCUGACGUGUGGUUCGAGCCGCGCUUUGUGUGGGAGGUCAGGACGGCGGAUUUGACGCUCUCACCCAGGUACAAGGCCGCCGCGGAUGAGGUGGCGGGUGGGGGCAAGGGAGUCAGUCUGAGGUUUCCGCGGUUCAUCAAGGAGAGGGAGGAUAAGAAGCCGGAGCAGGCGAGCACGAGUCGGAUGAUUGCGGAGAUGUAUCAGCGGCAGGAGGCGGUUAGUAAGAGUAAUGGGCCGAGUGUGGAUGAUGAUUUCGAGUAUUAGGUCGGGGACGGAGGUGGGAGGUGGGUGGCCGAGGUCACAGGAAUGGAGUAUCAGCAGAUGGCAUCCAUGUGACAUGAGGUACUGUGUAUGGCUAGGGGUCCGGUCUCCCAUACGAAGGAUUUCCUUCCACCCGCUAUUCAGAGUGUUUCGCUGUGUCAUGAACUUCAAAGCAGGCAAAAUGCUAUUGGCCAGCUCUCUCUAGGUACACUCCUCCCUCCUUCGCAAAACGAAUAAGGGACCCUAUGUUGGCAAAAACAAAAACAUACAACACCACGCUAUUCGCAGCUGGUCACCCACGCUACUACUCAACGGGC